AUGUCACAAACAAUAACAUUACCGAAAGUAAUCUUUGGAACUAGUGCACUAGGAAAUUUAUACGCGGCAUAUGAAGAUAAAAUUAAACUUGAAACUGUUAGAGCAUGUAUACAAUAUACCUCACCACAAAAACCGGUCGUAUUUGACUGUGCUGGAAAAUAUGGAGCUGGAUUAGCGUUAGAAACAUUGGGCAAUUAUCUGAAAACACUAAAUGUAAAGUCUGAGGAUAUUCUGAUCAGUAAUAAACUUGGCUGGUAUAGAACUACCGAACUUGAAAAUGGCAAAGAACCUACAUUUGAAACUGGAAUAUGGCAUAAUUUGAAAUAUGAUGCAGUACAGAAGAUAAGCUAUAAAGGUAUACUUGAAUGCUAUGAACAAGGCAAUCAAUUGUUAAAUGGUUACAAGACUAAACUUGUAUCAGUACAUGAUCCAGAAGAAUAUGUUGCCAGUGGCCAAAAUCAAUUAGAAAAAGACAAACGUUACAAUGAUAUAAUUGAAGCUUAUCGUGCACUUCAUGAAUUGAAGAAUCGAGAUGAAGUCAAAGCUAUUGGUGUAGGAUCAAAAGAUUGGAGAAUGAUUGAACGUAUUGUAAACGAUGUUAACUUAGAUUGGGUAAUGAUUGCUGCGAGAAUGACUGUACACAGUCAUCAUCAAGGAAUAGUUACUUUUAUGGAAAAAUUACAACAGCGUGGAAUAAUCAUUAUCAAUGCAGCAGUAUUUAAUAGUGGUUUUUUAAUUGACGAAGAUUAUUAUAAUUAUAAAUUAAUGGAUCCUAUGUAUGAUCAACAAUUAUUCAAAUGGUGUACAGAUUUUUUCGAAUUAUGCGAUAAAUAUAAAAUAAAACCAGCUCAAGUAUGCAUCGCGUUUGGACUAAGUGCACCAGGAGUUAAAAGUAUUGCCUUAAAUACAAUAGAUGUGGAUCGUAUUAAAGAGAAUUUAGAUAUGGGAGCGGGAGGAAAUGCGGCUAUACCAUCAAAUUUUUGGAAAGAGAUGAAAGCACAUGGAUUGAUUGAUAAAAACUACACUUAUGUGUAA
Rotaria sordida is the source of this 1035-nucleotide messenger RNA. The record is from the annotation of a GenBank genome assembly. NCBI's taxonomy places the organism in Eukaryota, Metazoa, Rotifera, Eurotatoria, Philodinida, Philodinidae.